UAUCUGAGCAAGUCUCUCUUCAGACAGAGAGCUGGUUUAUUACUGCGCAAGCUCUUUCUCGCUCUGUAGUUCAUUAACAAGCAGGUGUCUCAGAGAGCACAAACAACUCGCUGUGACUGUCAACGUUUUUUUUACGGCGUGUUUUUUUCCUUUUGUUUUGUCUUUUGUCCUUGGACUAGGCUAAUAUUCGAUGAUAAACCUGACACAGAGUGGACUAAACUGGCAUUAGGUUGUAGAUGUUUUUUUGGCUGAAUUUUUUUGCUCAUUUUUAAAUCUUUUAUUCAGCCCCUUAUGCUAUUAACCCUCAAAAGACUUAUAUCUAGGCCUGUUUCCUACAAAUAUGACACUGUGCUAAAUCCUGUGAAGACAGUUUGGGGACAUUCGAGUUAAUUUAGACUUUUUUUUAAGAAAGGAGUGGAUCAUUUAUUUUUUCAACGCAAUCGUGUUGUAACAGCUGGUAAUGAAUAAUGCGUUACUGGCUUUUUGUGUGCUUGUUGUGGACUCUUCCGAGUCGUCACUUAAUGAUCCAGUCUUGCCUAAACAGUAUGUACCUGAUGAAUGUGGUGUUGCUGCAGGACGGCAUGUCCCCCUGGAGUAUGAACUUCGUUCAACCAGCGGUGAUGAAAGCGAUUGAAUUCGAUGCAGAGAUCAACUACAAAUACAAUGUGACUCGCAAUCUGACUGCCACCUACAAUGGGUUCCAAACUGUUUAUUACCGACAUAAAGGCUGUAGCAGCAGCACCUGUGGGGGUGUAGAGAUUCUGAUAGACCUUAAGACCUCAGGAACGGUUGGCUGUGUUCUGCUGGGACCAUCCUGUACCUAUGCAACCUUCCAACUGGUGGAUCUUGAUGUUGGUCUAGAACUCAAUAUGCCAAUCAUCUCAGCGGGGAGUUUUGGCCUGUCCUGUGACUACAAGGCUAACCUGACGCGCCUACUGCCUCCAGCUCGCAAGGUCUCCAACUUCUUUAUCAACUUCUGGAAAGUCUCUGACAGUAUUAAGCAUUCAUGGAAUAAGACAUACAUCUACAAAAAAAACAAUAACACAGAGGAUUGCUUUUGGUACAUGAAUGCCCUUGAGGUUGACUCAGGCUCCUUUGCUUCCAGUGUUGAGAAAAGAGUGGUGCUCCGAAAAGAAGAAGAGUUCAGUGCUGCAUUAAAAAAUGAUAGAGAAAGUAACUUGUUUAUUUUAUGCGGAACUCCUGAUGACAUUAUGGAAUUGAAGAAUGGCUCUCUGGACGCUGAUGCUCAAAUUGCCUUUAUUCUCAUUGAUCUGUACAAUGACAGAUAUUACCUUGAACCAUCCAAUGAUGCUAUGAAGAAUGUCUUGGUUCUGACAAUGCCCAAUACGAGGAAUUACACCAUAAGCAAUAACACGAUGAAUGAUUAUAUCGCCGCAUAUCAUGAUGCGGUGCUGUUGUUCGGGCGGGUGAUGAGGGAAAUUUGGCAGAUUCCUGUCUUGGAUGUAGAUGGUGUCAACGUUAAAUAUUUCAGAAAUGAGUCAUUUAAAGGUAUUGCAGGAGAUUAUAGGUUAGAUGAGCAUGGGGACAGAGAUGUGGUGUUUUCACUGAUUUACACCAACACCAACAAUGAGUACAAAGUUCUGUAUGAGUUUGACACCAGCAAUAAUAAAACAACACUGGUAGACAUCAAUCCUUCAUUCAUCUGGCCUCGAAAGCAACUUCCUGAAGAUCGGCCUCAUGCUGAUAACAGAGGUCUGAGUGUGCAGAAUAUCAUUGUCAUAUCACUGGGCUCGCUGGUAUUGGUAGUGAUAGCCACAGUUGCGUUUGUCUUUUACUGGCAGAACAGGUCAUAUCGCCGUAAACAGAAGCGAUGGUCCCACAUCCCUGUAGAGCUCAUUACCCCUUUAGAGUCCAGUGAGAGAAAUAUGGUGUCUCUAAAGAUUGAUGAGGAUGCCUGGAAGGAUACGAGUCAGAAGAUUCGCCGGGCACGCUAUGAUAAAAAGAUUGUAAUCCUUAAAGAGCUGAAGCACUCUGAUGGCUACUUCAGUGAAAGACAGAGAAUAGCACUUAAUGCACUAUUACAAAUCGAUUAUUACAACCUAAUAAAAUUCUACGGUACAGUAAAGAUUGAGAAUGAGGUUCUUGGAGUGUUUGAGUAUGGAGAGCGAGGAUCUCUGAGGUACGUACUUAAUGAUAGGAUUUCAUACCCAGAGGAGACCUUCAUGGACUGGGAGUUCAAAAUCUCUGUCAUGUAUGACAUUGCAAAGGGCAUGUCCUAUCUUCACUCAAGCAACAUUGAAGUCCAUGGCCAUCUGAAGUCCACCAACUGUGUCAUUGAUAAUCGUAUGGUAGUGAAAAUUACUGGCUUUGGUUUUAAUACUAUCCUCAGUCCAGACAGAGAUCUGUGGACUGCUCCAGAGCACUUACGAAAGGAGGGCAUUUCUCAGAAGGGAGAUGUUUAUAGUUUUGCCAUAAUUGCACAGGAAAUCAUGCUGAGAAAGUGCAUAUUCUACACCAAGGCUUGUUCCGACAAAGCUGAAAAGUUGGACCGUGUGCAGUAUCCCCGAACGCUUUGUUUUUUCAGGCCUGACCUAAAUUAUGAAACUGCAAGUGAAAAAGAAUUGGAGGUGUACUUGCUUAUCAAAUCCUGUUGGGAUGAAGACCCGGAGAAAAGACCAGAUUUCAAAAAGAUUGAAAGCACUUUAGGAAAGAUUGUCAGUCUACACAACCAGGCCAAUGAGAGUUACAUGGGGAAUCUGAUUCGGCGGCUACAGAUGUAUUCCCGUAACCUAGAGCACCUGGUGGAAGAGCGCACAGCUCUGUACAAGGCAGAGAGAGAUAGAGCGGACAAUCUCAACUUCAUGCUUCUUCCAGGGCCAGUUGUACGCUCUCUGAAGGAGACUGGCAUUGUGGAGCCUGAGCUGUUUGAUGAGGUCACUAUCUACUUUAGUGAUAUUGUGGGUUUCACCACCCUUUGCCACUACAGCACACCCAUGGAGGUGGUGGACAUGCUCAAUGACAUUUACAAAAACUUCGACAGCAUCCUCGACCAUCAUGAUGUCUACAAGGUAGAGACAAUUGGCGAUGCGUACAUGGUGGUGUCUGGUCUCCCACGGCGGAAUGGAGACAGACAUGUGAUGGAUAUUUGCCAUAUGGCGCUGGACAUCCUUUCCUUCAUGGGCACUUUUGAGUUGCGCCACCUACCUGGCUUGCCUGUAUGGAUCCGUAUAGGGGUGCACUCAGGCCCUUGUGCUGCAGGUGUCGUGGGGCUGAAGAUGCCCAGAUACUGUCUGUUUGGAGACACAGUGAACACUGCCUCUCGCAUGGAGUCUACAGGAUUACCCUUGAGAAUCCAUGUAAGUCAGUCAACAAUCAACGUUAUCGAGCGGGCUGACUGCAAGUUUGAAUAUAUGAAGCGUGGAGAGACAUAUUUAAAGGGUAAAGGCAAAGAGACUACAUACUGGUUAACAGGAGCUACUGGACAAAACUACAACCUGCCUAUACCCCCAACAGCUGAAAACUUCCAGCGUCUGCAGCAACACCUGGCGGAGAUGAUAAAGAGUUGUCUGGAGCAGAGGUCUCCAGGUCUUGAGAAGAGAAAGACACUUUCAGCACGUCAAAGGAAGCUCAGAGGUCACUCAGAGCUGAUUGACAGUGAGCAGCCUGAAUACUUUCACCUUGCUACUGUAGACAACCUUAGUACAUACCUGUAACCUAUGAAAUGUUUGUUCUAUGUUCAUGUGCAGAAUAUUGUAAAUAAUCUAUAUUUAACUAUCAAUAACUAUUGUUUUGCCUUUUUAUGUAGUAUUCUUUUUGAAGCCUUUUGAAAUGUUUAGAUACUUUUCUUAGUUUAUAGUAAAUGCAUGUUUUCCACUUAUAAGUGUGAACUUCUGUGAAAAUUAAUUUUUAAGCCUUUUUUUUUUUAAAUUUAGCAGCUGUUGUGUAUCUUUUGGCUGCAACCCAUUUUAAAGAGAGGUAGCUAUUAAAUUGUACUUUACUACUGUUCAUUACAAGUUCAUUAUACUACGUUUUCAUCAGGCCACAUCACAGCAUUGUCAAUAAGAAAAACAACUACACUCAAAGCACUUUUUUUUUAUAAAGAACACAUUUAUUUGAAUUUUCCAUUUGCUACUCCCACAUCAAUUCAUCAACUAACCUGAUCAAUCUGUAUGCUUAAGAAAAUGGUCUUGAAUAAUGCACUGAUCAAACUAUAUGAUAUUUAUGAUGUAUGUUGGGAAAAAAUAACCUCUACAAAUCUUUAGCAUGUCACCUAUUGGAAAACUGCUAAUAUAUGCAACUGCACACAUUUUUAAGCUAGACAAAUGAAAGGAAAAUUGCUGGCAUGGUUUAUGUUCACUUGUUCCCUUAGAGAGAAGUGUCACUUCAAAUCACUACAAAGUUAUUCUGACUGAUCAUCUUUAAACAUUUCUAUCCUGAUGAGUGUGGCCUCUAUCAGGAUAACCCCAUCCACAAGGCAUGAGGUCUUACUAAAAAACAGUAUAUGACAGUUUGUGGACACCUAAUCAUCACACCAAUGUGUACUUCUUGAAAACCCCUUGCCAUUCCAGAUUUUGGAGCGUGACUGUGGGGA
Molecule: messenger RNA, 4552 nt
Organism: Pangasianodon hypophthalmus (striped catfish)
Lineage: Eukaryota; Metazoa; Chordata; Actinopteri; Siluriformes; Pangasiidae
Gene: gucy2cb
Product: guanylate cyclase 2Cb
Exons: 27
Coding region: 468-3674 (1068 amino acids)
Biological process (GO): cGMP biosynthetic process; intracellular signal transduction; protein phosphorylation
Molecular function (GO): ATP binding; peptide receptor activity; guanylate cyclase activity
Source: RefSeq, a predicted model, not a curated record